AUGCAUGACGGAGCUUCUAUUUACAGGGCACAUCGGGUCAGGCAGUUUUUUGAGAAGGAAGAGGUGCCGGUUAUGGACUGGCCGGCAAAGUCCCCGGACUCAAAUCCUAUAGAAAAUCUCUGGGGUCUGUUGGCACGUGCUGUAUACGCUGUUUGUCGUCAAUUUGACAACGUCGAAGAGCUUAAAGAGGCCGUUUGGGAAGCCUGGGAUAACAUCACAACGGACACACUGAAAUCCCUUUUGGGGUCCAUGCAACGACGCUGCACGGACUGUUAUCUUGCCAAGGGAGGUGCGACGAAGUACUGA
Molecule: messenger RNA, 306 nt
Organism: Chondrus crispus (carragheen)
Lineage: Eukaryota; Rhodophyta; Florideophyceae; Gigartinales; Gigartinaceae
Exons: 1
Coding region: 1-306 (101 amino acids)
Molecular function (GO): nucleic acid binding
Source: RefSeq, a predicted model, not a curated record